UAUAGGUUAAAGAUUUAAAUAAUAAAUAAGACUAAUUAUGACUGAUGUGAAAAUUAAAGUAACAUUCGUUAUUCCUAAACAUUGUAGCGACGAAAAUGAUUGUUCCGAAGACAUGCUUAUUGCCUAUACGGCGUGUGAAAAUCACCGUGGAGGAGGGCUCCAAGCGCAGUGGGCGCAUGAGAAGUCCCUCACAUUUGACCAACCUCCCAUGAAGAAUGACAUUUUCGUGUUAUCAGAGUUUGAAGGAGACCUUUAUGAGAAGUUGAAGGCCACAAAGUGUCUAUUGGUUGGUCCCCGAUGCUUGUCCUGCUCUCUCACCGAGGGCAGCCCUAUUCCAUCCAAAGGGCAUCCCGUGUACACAGUAGCCAUGCGGGGAUUGAUUGUAACUCUCAGUGGACUUUCUAAGGAAGCAAAGACGAAUCUAAAGCAGAAGAUAGAAUGGAUGGGCGGCACGUACAGCGCGGUCCUGUCCUCGGAAACGACGCAUUUGAUCGCCAACAAUGUGUUCUCCGACAAAUACAUAAAAGCAGCCGAACGAGGAAUCCCAGUAAUGAAAGACAGCUGGAUCCCCGCAGUCUGGGACGCCUCACUGAAACUUGACAUCAACGGUUCUUCACCAGAAUUCAACGCACACCGCUUGCCUCCGUUCGCCAACUUGCAGAUCACAACCUCGGGCUUGAAUAGCCACGACAAAAAGUUAAUAAUGAAACUGGUCAAUGCGAAUGGCGGGGAGUUUUCCAGGGUAUUCUUGAGUCAGACGACUGAUGUUUUGGUGUUGACCAAGGACUCCACAUCAAGCGAAAAGUACAAAGCCGCCAUAGAGUUUGGCAAAGUGUGCGUGACACCUCAUUGGAUAAAAGAUUCAGCGGCGCUGGGGUUCGCUUUGCCUGUGUCGCGGUACAAAGUGACUUCCACUACCACAUCGUCGCCGGUUAGGGACCUAGCCGUGCCGGACAUGAGUUUAAAUCUUACAAGGAUAACCAAAGAAGGAAAACCGAGCAAUUUUGUGGAUGAGAGUAAAAUGACGGAUUCCAUGAUGCUGUCAGGAACUACAAAGUUUCAAGAGUCCAAGAGAGAUUCCAAUGUGGAUGAAAAUCAGAAAGCAUUCGAAGCUUUUGACGUCGCUGCGGUCAAAAAGGCUGGCCCUAUUUUUGACGGAUUUUGUAUUUGGGUGAGCGGUCUGGACGGGAUGCCUCGCGAGCGUGCUUGGGCGUGCGUGUCUAAAGCCGGAGGCACCAGGUACGACGGACCAAACUCCCGAGUGACCCAUGCAGUUUCAUGGGGUGCUGCGGCGUCGGCGGCGGCAGCUGCCCUGCCCACGGUGCCGGUUCUAUCCCCGUUGUGGCUCAUACGGAGUGUGGAGGCCGGGAGAGUGUUAGACGAGGCCGAGUUUCUUAUAAACACCGAGCCAGCCACACCACGUAAAGCGAGUCAACCACCUAUAGCCGCCCCUUCCCCUAUGAGCAAACGGACAUUACAACUGUUACUACCCCCACCAGAACCUAUAGUGGAAGAACAACCACAACGAGAUCAUAUAGUCGAUCAUUACUUGAGCCGUAAGUUAAGAAUGCCAAAUGUUCUUUAUAUACGGCCGCUUCCUAUGAGCAAACGAACAUUACAACUGUUACUACCCCCACCAGAUCCUAUAGUGGAAGAACAACCCCAACGGGAUCAUAUAGUCGAUCAUUAUUUGAGCCAACAUCUGUCACAGCAACAAGCAGCCGAAUCAAGCAAAUCACCGGAACCGGAACCGGAAAAGAAGGAACCUUCUCGAAACAAUGACGACACAGCCGUCACAGUUUCAGGGUUCACUCAGUCUGAAAAUAUAUUUAAAGAUUUAGUAUUCGAAGUGCAAGGCCUAGAAGAUGAAGCUAUCUGCGAGAUCGGAGCGGAAAUCCGAGCGGAGGGAGGGAUGCUAGCGGCGGCGGGUGCGGGCGGCACGCACGUGCUGGUGCCGCUGGACUUCGACAAUAACCAACUUGUUACUAAGAGCGCGGAAGCGGUUACUGUGUUCUGGGUGAAAGACUGCCUCUCUCGUCAAGAGCUAACUCCCAUCGAAUACUACCACCGUCCCGUCCACCUCAAGUCUCCUGCCUCCAACCCGCUCCACGGAGUCGUGGCGAGUUUGAGCACCUACAGCGGGGUCGAGCGGGCCUUUUUAGACGAAUUGGCGAAGCUAUGUGGUGCUGCCAUGCAGCAACGCUUCUGCCGCCGCAGCAACAACAGCGCGCUCGCCUCCACCCACCUCGUGUGCCCCGAGCCCACCGGCGCCAAGUACACCGCCGCCAGGAAGUGGGGGGUGCCCGUGGUCCGAGCUAGUUGGCUGCUGGCCUGCGCAGAGAGGGGGGUUAGGGUGGACGAGGCGGAGCAUUCUGUAGACCAAGAAGCUGCAGAUCCGUCUCACGUUCAGCAAAACACACUAAACGCACCACCACAAACACCUGAACCGAAAAAGAGUAUUCCUCUACCCGAAGAAAGAAUACCAGAACCGAAAGCCAACACUCCAGAAAUAACUGAACCGAAACCGAAAACACCAGAACCGGAAAUAAUUGAACUGAAAACACCAGAACCGAAAAGAACUGAACUGAAUAAGACACCAGAACCAGAUUUAGAUGCAAAUAUGGUGCCUGAUGUUGAACAGACGUUGCCUCCAGAUGUUGGUACUGCCAUGUCGCCGCGGCAGACCAAGAAGAAGUUUAAGAUCAAUACUAAUAAAAACGAACAAUUUGAGGGAAUGUCCCCCGCGUCGCGAUUCAUAGCCAUGCGUCGAAUGGGCAUGUUCAGCGACCACGAGGACAGUUCCAAGGAAAACACGCCGAAGAGACCUGACAGCGAAUCUGACAACGAGGUCCUCUCAAGCCCCAACCUAAAAGGUUUCAGUCCGAACACGAGGAGAAAACUGCAGGCUAUCAGGAGGGGCGAAAUACCUGAUGAGCCUAUCAAGACGCCUAAUAACCCAUUCGACAAGAAGAUCCCGACUCCAGACAGCGACUUCGGCGCCGCGCUCCGCCCCGGCCGGAAACGGAUGUCCGUCGACGCGCGCAAGCUGCUGUGGGAGUUCGUUGAUGGUUUACCUACUAACGAAUCCCGCAGUGAUACGGAAACUCCGCCAUCUAAAAUGGCCAAAUUUACUGAAGAUCAGUGUGCCGGCGGAGCAAGAAUACCAGACGUCCAGACCACCCCUCUAGCUCCCAAACCAGUGGAAGACUCUCGGCCCAGCGUGGUCCCGUUAGAAGUAGACGAACAGCUACAACGCCUCAAUGUGGUGCUCACGGGGAGGCGGACUCCUCGGCGCGCGAGCAGGGUGCAGCCGCUGCAAGAGAAGCCUGCAGAUAUGGAGUACGAAUCUGGGCCAGAGUCCCAACCUAACACCGUCGGAUGGGACGACACCACACCAUCACAAAAGGAAUCCUUCGAAUCCAGCAAACCGCAUACCAACGUUACUUUAGACAAAUCAGAUAAAACUAAAAGUUAUUUAGAACCAAUAGGAAAGGAUAAUGAAGAUAGUAAAAGAAAUGUAGAAUCAAAAGAGAAUAUGUCAAAAGUGGAAGUAAAUGCUUCGAAUAGUGUGUUAAAAGUGGAUAAGGCAGUGGAAGCGAAGAGGGAAGAAAAGAAAACGAUUAGGAGAUUUAUGCUGUCUUCGAAUGUUGACAACCGCGAAGAAACAGUCGAAAUGAUCCUUCGCCUCGGCGGCUCCGUGACCGACCUCGACGACGAGGACUCCGCCCCCCCCGGGACUCCGGCCACGCACCUGCUGUGCUGCGCGCCGGCCCGCAGCCAGCGCGUGCUCAACUGCAUUGCGAGCGGGUGCUGGGUGCUGCACCCCGCCUACGUGGCCAGGAGCGCCGCCCAUGGCACGUUUUUACCGGAGGAAAACUUCGAAUGGGGCAACCCCGUAGCGACCUGUCUCCCCCCAGUCACCGGCGGCGAACGAGUCCUCGCCCUCGCCGCCCAUCGCUGGCGAACCAGACGCGCCUGGGGGCAACCCGGGCCUUUUGCUGGAGUCAUAGCACUGUUACAUGCGCCUGAGCAGAGGAGGAAACUGCUGGCGAGAUUGGUGAAAGCUGGAGAAGGGAGCGUAGUGGAUGAGGAACCCCCAUACACCGACGAAACUAUCAACGUCUGCUUCGCCGAUCCGAAACGCUACCCGAUGAAAGAGCGAGACAGGGCAUGGCUCGUAUCUCGUCGCGUCCCUGUCUGCGCCUCCAUACUUCUUAGCGCGUUUCUGACGGAAGAGAAUCGACCGGAUUUGAACCAGCACUGUUUACCUGAGUUUAGACAGUAGCCCCAGAUAAGCAUGCCAUAUGGAAAAUUAUUUUGUGCAUAACUAUAAUAUCCAGUUGAAGCUUGUAUUGUGUUUUAUAGAGGUCCUUGCUUGUAUUUCACUCUAUGGGACUCAACUCACUCAAAUU
Messenger RNA from Cydia splendana, 4412 nucleotides. It is a transcript of the gene mus101, whose product is annotated as DNA topoisomerase 2-binding protein 1. The record is from RefSeq and is a predicted model, not a curated record. NCBI's taxonomy places the organism in Eukaryota, Metazoa, Arthropoda, Insecta, Lepidoptera, Tortricidae. Gene Ontology annotation, biological process: mitotic G2 DNA damage checkpoint signaling; mitotic DNA replication checkpoint signaling; DNA replication initiation. The transcript has 26 exons. The coding region runs from base 38 to 4285 and encodes 1415 amino acids.